AAACGGAUACCGUCACAAUCAUUUCAACCACCACACACUAAAGACGUGCCAUCAUGUGGCGAAUCACAGUAAUCUUAUUGACCCUAAAUAUAGUUAAAUCAGAAUAUAAGUAUACCACGAACUGGUUCAAAGUGCCGUUAGAUCAUUUCGGGUUUCAGAGGAAUGAGGAGUUUCAGAUUAAGUAUUUGGUGAAUGAGGAACAUUGGGAUAAGGAUGGAGGGCCCAUUUUCUUUUACACUGGAAAUGAGGGUCUAGUCGAGGUGUUCGCGAAGCACACCGGAUUCAUGUGGGAAAUCGCGGAGGAGUUCAAGGCUAAGCUCGUUUUUGCGGAACACAGAUAUUAUGGAGCAUCGAAGCCAUUCGGCAACAAAUCUCUGGACAACGAGCACAUCGGUUACCUGACAUCUUCACAAGCCCUAGCCGACUAUGCCGACCUUCUUGACUAUCUUCAAGAUCAUCAGCUGGUGCCCAAAUACCCUGUCAUCGUUUUUGGAGGAUCUUAUGGCGCCAUGCUUGCAGCCUAUUUCCGUAUGAAGUACCCCCAUAUGGUCACCGGCGCCAUCGCUGCCUCCGCGCCUAUCCACAUGUUCACCGGCAUGGUGCCUUGCGAUGCCUAUUAUCAUAUUGUGACGUCAUCUUUUAACAUCGCUGGGUCCACGUGCGUCGAGAAUAUUAAAGAUUCUUGGGCUACGUUAAGAAAGUUCUCCACCACCGCCAACGGCUCCGAAUGGCUCCAAAAGAACUGGAAGCUCUGUGACCCAGUCCGCAAUGCGACCGAGGUUCAGAAACUCAUCAACUUCCUUCGCUCCAUGUACGAAUUGCUGGCUAUGGUCAACUAUCCGUUCGCGUCGGAUUUGCUGAUUCCACUACCAGCUGAGCCAGUCAGGGUUGUCUGCCAGUACCUGAAUCAGACGUUGAAGGGACAGGCCUUGCUAGAGGGAAUCGGGAAGAUGUUGCAAGUGUAUACCAACUACGAUGGCAAGAGUGAAUGUGUUGACUACAAAAAUGGAGGUGAAUACGGCAAUUUGGACAUUUCUGGUUGGAACUAUCAGGCCUGCACAGAAAUGGUGAUGCCAAAGUGCACCACCGGCGAGCACGACAUGUUCGAGCCUGUCCCAUGGAACUUCACGUCCUACUCCAAGGAGUGCUACGACAAGUUCAAGGUGUACCCUCGGGAGCAGCUCGCGAAGAUUGAGUACGGCGGCAACAGGAUUCAGGCGGCGUCCAAUAUCGUGUUCAGUAAUGGGCUGCUGGAUCCUUUUGCUGCAGGUGGCAUCCUCGACAGCGUUAGUGACUCAGUGCAAGCGGUGAUCAUCUUCAACGGAGCGCACCAUUUAGACCUCAUGCCCGCCAACCCCGUAGACCCUGACACAGUGAAGAUCGCGCGCAACAGUCACAAGGAGCAUAUUAAGAAAUGGAUCAGCGAGUUUAGGGACGCUGCUAAAUAGACUGUUAAUAAAGAAUUA
Messenger RNA from Cydia strobilella, 1466 nucleotides. RefSeq names its product lysosomal Pro-X carboxypeptidase-like. The record is from RefSeq and is a predicted model, not a curated record. Gene Ontology annotation, molecular function: dipeptidyl-peptidase activity; serine-type exopeptidase activity. NCBI's taxonomy places the organism in Eukaryota, Metazoa, Arthropoda, Insecta, Lepidoptera, Tortricidae. Gene Ontology annotation, biological process: proteolysis. The transcript is spliced from 8 exons. Bases 54 to 1448 code for a protein of 464 amino acids.